Molecule: messenger RNA, 522 nt
Organism: Bipolaris maydis ATCC 48331
Lineage: Eukaryota; Fungi; Ascomycota; Dothideomycetes; Pleosporales; Pleosporaceae
Source: RefSeq, a predicted model, not a curated record
AUGGCGGCAUCGACGGCCGCACGACGACGUCUGGCCGUCAUGGUCCAUGAGCGGUCCAUCAGGGCAUUAGCAUGGCGGACGGAGCAAGCCAUGGUUAUUUCCUCUGACCGCUCCUCGUUUGGAGCAUGGAUUGGGAUGCACACACACACACCCCACGCGAGGCUGGUGCUAAAGGGAUGGGGUAAGUGGAGCUCCGGCCUCGAUUCCCCGGAUCCCAACGGCCUGGGAUUCGCUCUCGUGCGUUGCUCUGCCAAACAAGGCGUCGGCAUUGUGCGUCCUGCCUGCGCUUUGCACUGGCACUCGGCCUGGGUGAAGCGACAGCCAUGGCCAUCCCGGCCCAGUGCCGCAGUGGUCAAGCAAGGCAUAAUCAACCACGCUCGCACCGUGGCUGCUAUCGCAUUCUUCGCUGACAUCGGCCUUCGAGAAGGCUGCUUGGAACAAACGCUCGAGCCGGGGGCUGUCUGGGGCGACGAGACAAAUCAUCCACCUCAUCCCUCAUUCAUCCAUUGCUCCCGUCCAUGA